AUGGAUGCGAACUACGAGAAGGUCGUGGAGUGCGGCAGCGGCGACGGCGCGGGGUGCCGGGGACCGGUGCGAACGAUCUGCGUCUUCUGCGGCAGCCGGCGCGGGAACCGGCCGUCCUUCAGCGCUGCCGCUCUCGACCUCGGAAAGCAGCUGGUCGAGAGGAAGCUCGAUCUGGUCUACGGCGGCGGCAGCGGCGGUCUGAUGGGCCUCGUCUCCAAGACCGUUCACGACGGCGGCCGCCACGUCCUCGGGGUCAUCCCUAGUGCCCUCCUUCCUGAAGAGGUGUCAGGGGAGACGUUGGGAGAGGUGAAAGUGGUCAGGGACAUGCAUGAGCGCAAGUCAGAAAUGGCGAAACACGCCGACGCUUUCAUCGCCCUGCCAGGUGGUUACGGGACAAUCGAAGAACUGUUGGAGAUCAUAGCGUGGGCGCAGCUGGGGAUCCACAACAAACCGGUGGGUCUGCUUAAUGUGGACGGAUACUACAACAGCUUACUCUCGCUGUUCGACAAGGCCGUUGAGGAGGGGUUCAUCGACGCCGCGGCGCGGAACAUCUUCGUCCUCGCCGGCGCCGCCGGCGAGCUGCUGGACAAGCUGACGGAGGCGGCGGCGGCGGCGGCUGAGGGCGGCGGCGGGGAUCAGCUGGACGGCGUGGCCGCGGCCACCGCGGCUGGCUUGAAGAGGAAAAGAAGCUAGCUAUAUAUAUAUGUGCGAGCGUUGGGCGUCGUUCGUGUGUGUGUCUGGUUAAUUUCCUGUCGAUGCUUUCGUUAUUUUUAGUGGAUUAAAUUAAAGUGUGGUUUCGUUUCAAAUUCUAUGUCCUAAAUAUCGGACCUGGAACCAGGCAUUUCAUUUCGUUUUCCAACUUCUUGCCGAGAAAUAAGCAUGCCGUCGUGCUUAAAUGAUGUAUAUAUAUAACACGACGCAAAUCAAGCUUCGAUACAUAUGUAUGCUCGGUAUAAGCCCUCGAUCGUAA
Oryza brachyantha (malo sina) is the source of this 970-nucleotide messenger RNA. RefSeq names its product probable cytokinin riboside 5'-monophosphate phosphoribohydrolase LOG4. The record is from RefSeq and is a predicted model, not a curated record. Bases 1 to 693 code for a protein of 230 amino acids. Gene Ontology annotation, biological process: cytokinin biosynthetic process. NCBI's taxonomy places the organism in Eukaryota, Viridiplantae, Streptophyta, Magnoliopsida, Poales, Poaceae. Gene Ontology annotation, molecular function: hydrolase activity, hydrolyzing N-glycosyl compounds. The transcript is spliced from 6 exons. Gene Ontology annotation, cellular component: nucleus; cytosol.